Messenger RNA from Varanus komodoensis (Komodo dragon), 9777 nucleotides. RefSeq names its product upstream binding transcription factor (gene UBTF). The record is from RefSeq and is a predicted model, not a curated record. NCBI's taxonomy places the organism in Eukaryota, Metazoa, Chordata, Lepidosauria, Squamata, Varanidae. The transcript has 21 exons. Bases 481 to 2766 code for a protein of 761 amino acids.
AAACAUACGCACAUACACACGCACACCCAAGCCAGAUAGACCCACAACCUGGUAAGAUCAAAGAAGAGACCGUGGCCCCGCACAAAUGAUUCCUUUCUUGAAAACCUGUUUAGGGAGCAGAUGGAAAAGUGGGGACUUGUGAAGAAGGUCUGUGAGGUUGCCUAAGGAUCCGGGAGCCGAAGAGACCGGCUGAUUGGAAGAAAAAAGCAGAGAGAUGGAGGCGGGGGAAGUGCGAGCUCUCUGCGGGGACUGGAGCGAGUCCACGCCCGGGGCCAGCGCUGCAGAGCUGGCGUGCAUUCAACCAACGCUUCCCAGCUAAAGCAAGCCCAGGAAAGAAGAGGGGGGAAAAGGGGGGAGCUUUUCUCCAAAGCCUCCCGAUCUGCAGAGUGAAAAUUGAUUGACGCCACCGUGAAGGGGGAAGAGAGGGAGCUGGAAGGGGGAGACCCAGCAGGUGUCACCCUAGGGUCUGAGAGGUGGAAGAUGAACGGAGAAGCGGAUAGUCCAACUGACUUAGAAAUGACAGCCCCCAAAAAUCAAGACCGUUGGACCCAGGAAGACAUGCUGACCCUCUUGGAGUGCAUGAAGAACAACUUGCCAUCCAAUGAUGGUGGCAAGUUUAAAACCACUGAAUCCCAUCUGGACUGGGACAAGGUUUCUUUCAAGGACUUCUCUGGUGAGAUGUGCAAGAUGAAAUGGAUUGAGAUUUCUAAUGAGGUGAGGAAGUUUCGAACUCUGACAGAAUUAAUUAUGGAUGCUGAGGAACAUGUGAAAAACCCAUACAAAGGCAAAAAGCUGAAGAAACAUCCUGAUUUUCCCAAGAAACCUUUAACCCCCUACUUCCGAUUCUUCAUGGAGAAGCGAGCCAAGUAUGCUAAGCUGCAUCCAGAAAUGAGCAACCUGGAUCUUACCAAGAUACUCUCCAAAAAGUAUAAGGAGCUCCCUGAAAAGAAAAAGAUGAAGUAUAUCCAAGACUUUCAACGAGAGAAACAAGACUUUGAACGAAAUUUGGCAAGAUUUAGGGAAGACCAUCCUGACCUCAUUCAGAAUGCCAAGAAAUCUGAUGUCCCAGAGAAACCUAAGACCCCCCAACAGCUUUGGUACACUCACGAGAAGAAGAUCUACUUGAAAGUACGCCCUGAUGCCACCACGAAGGAGGUGAAGGAUGCGUUGGGCAAGCAAUGGUCUCAGCUCUCGGACAAAAAAAGGCUGAAAUGGAUUCAUAAGGCUCUGGAGCAGCGGAAGGAGUAUGAGGAAAUGAUGCGAGAUUAUAUACAGAAGCACCCAGAGAUGAACAUUGAGGAAGGGGCUCCCCCCCGUUCCACCCUGACUAAAGCAGAGAGGCAGUUGAAAGACAAGUUUGAUGGGCGGCCCACCAAGCCCCCUCCGAACAGUUACUCACUUUACUGUGCUGAGCUGAUGGCAAACAUGAAAGAUGUCCCAAGCACAGAACGGAUGGUGCUCUGCAGUCAGCAGUGGAAGCUUCUUUCCCAGAAGGAAAAGGAUGCCUACCACAAGAAGUGUGAUCAGAAAAAGAAAGAUUAUGAAAUUGAGCUGUUGCGUUUCCUUGAGAGCCUACCUGAAGAAGAACAGCAGAGGGUUCUGGGGGAGGAGAAAAUGCUGGGAGUAAACAAAAAAGGUGCCACCAGCCCUGCCUCUAAGAAAUCCUCACCAGAUGCUAGUAAGGGAGGUUCUGAGAAACCCAAACGGCCCGUUUCUGCUAUGUUUAUCUUCUCGGAGGAGAAACGCAAGCAGCUGCAGGAGGAGCGACCCGAACUGUCGGAGAGUGAACUGACCCGGCUGCUGGCGCGGAUGUGGAAUGAUCUUUCAGAGAAAAAAAAGGCCAAAUACAAAGCUCGUGAGGCUGCAAUGAAAGCUCAGACAGAGAAAAAGCAUGGCUCUGACAAGGAGGAUCGUGGCAAACUUCCUGAGUCACCCAAGACCGCUGAGGAGAUCUGGCAGCAGAGUGUCAUUGGAGAUUAUCUUGCCCGCUUUAAGAAUGACCGUGGGAAAGCACUAAAAGCCAUGGAAGCCACCUGGAAUAACAUGGAAAAAAAGGAAAAAUUGAUGUGGAUCAAAAAAGCAGCAGAAGACCAGAAACGAUACGAGAGAGAACUGAGUGAAAUGAGGGCAUCACCAUGCUCAACUAAUGCUUCCAAGAAGAUGAAAUUCCAGGGUGAGCCGAAGAAACCCCCUAUGAACGGGUAUCAGAAGUUUUCUCAGGAGCUGCUUUCAAAUGGUGAACUCAACCACCUUCCUCUGAAGGAACGGAUGGUAGAGAUUGGGAGCCGUUGGCAGCGCAUCUCUCAGAGCCAAAAGGAACAGUACAAGAAGUUAGCUGAAGAGCAGCAAAAACAGUACAAAGUGCACCUGGAUAUGUGGCUGAAGAGUUUAUCACCGCAAGAGAGAGCUGCAUACAAAGAACAUACCUCCAGUAAACGUAAGAGCAUGGGGAAGAUGCGUGGCCCAAACCCUAAGAUGAAACCCUCAGUACAGUCCAAGUCGGAAUCAGAAGAGGAUGAUGACGACGACGACGACGAUGAUGAUGAUGAAGAGGAAGAUGAAGAUGAAGAUGACAACGGUGACUCCUCUGAGGAGGGAGGGGAUUCUUCAGAUUCAAGCAGUGAAGAGGAAAGUGAAGAUGGGGAUGAGAAUGAAGAAGAGGACGAUGAAGAAGAUGACGACGACGAUGAUGAUGACAAUGAAUCAGAAGGCAGUAGCAGUUCCUCAUCCUCCUCAGGAGACUCUUCAGAUUCGGACUCCAAUUGAACCAUCCUCUUCCUCUGGCCGCCUUUCUUGCUGUACUUUUAUUCGGUUUUUCUUUUUCCGGAUAAUAGUAACAUCCACAGCUGGAGAGCUAGGAUGGGGAGAAAAGGGGAGGGGAAAAAUCACUGUGGUUUAAUUAUCUUCCUCUCCUCACAGGCCUCACAUUGUAUUUAACUGUGUGAGGGGAGUGGGGUAGAAAAUGGCUGACAACCAGCAGAAGCUGUUUUUUUAUUUUAUUUUAUUUUUUGUGAUGUAGGGAGAGAAUUUUAUUCUGUGCAACUCUCUCCUCCCCUCCCCUUCAAAUUCUCUUUGAGGUUUUCCCCUUUUCUGAGCAGGGGUCAUUUAAAAUCUAGACCCCUUUUAUUUUUCCCUUCAUAUUUACCCACCCCCCCAUUCUAGCCACCAGCUUGGGACUUUGUACAAAUUCUUUUUUAAAAAAACAACAUGGCAGUGAGAUACUUCCCGCCCGCCCCUUCCCCCGCCACCAGGCAAACAGCCCAGGAGAGAUGGGUUCCCGAAAGCAUGAGCCAUCGAAGGUUCUGGACUUUGCCAGUGACACCCACCUCUCCUCAAAGCGGACAAUCUUGUACAGUGUUGAAAUUUCACACCUUGACAAAAGAGUGAGAGAGAACAAAAUGGCUGCAGCUGCACUUAGCUAUUUCCUGUGACGAACUGGAUAUCCAGCAUUUCCUGCUGAGGGAAAUGGGGGUGGGUGGGAAUAUUUCAUGUGAGUGUGUCAGGGGAUAGAAGAGGAACUGAAGACCAGGAUUUUUCUUUGCAAAGGGAGAGUGACUGGCAUGCUGUUGGGGGAGGAGAGGAUUUCAAGGUGACUGACUUUAUUUUGCAGGAGGUGGACUUUUUCUGUCAUUUUUCUGACCAGCAUUUGGGCAAAGACAGUAGUGGCCAGACCCCUUUGGGUUGUUGUUGUUGUUAAUAUAUAUAUUUUUUUUUACAAUGAAGUGACCAAUAAUUGUACCAAAAUGGGGCAUUUUGUUGACUGUCUUUGGAAGGGGUGGUUGGUUGCGGGGGAUCAUCUGUGUCAUUAGCAUUUUUUUUAAAGAUUUUAUAAACCAAGUAAGACAACCAUCUUUUUAAAAAACAAGCUCUCUUAUCUUUUACAUCAAGUACUUCAUAUGUCUCUUAACCCUUAUGCAGAAUUCAGUAAUCCACAACCUCGGGGUGGGCAAAUGGGACGUGCAUUUUGGAGGCACACAGAUAGUUUCUUUCCACCAUGCCUUAGGUGGUACUUGUUCAUUGGUGCUUGUUCAUUCAGCUUUAGGUAAAAGUUUGCUGCCAAGAAAGGGCAGAUUCCAGAGAGGAUUCACUGUCAAGGCUGCCAUCAAAGGCAGCGGUCUCUGUAUCUUCGCCUUUCUCCCCUUGUAAUGUCUAGUCAUACAAAAUGCCACUACACUGCACAUUUCGCAACUGGAAGGAGCAAACAAUGAUUCAGAGCAGGAAAGGGCAGUUUGCAGUGCAAUCUCAUGUCCAUGUUUAUGAUAGGAUACUGCUGGAAAAGAGGAGGGCCAAAUGUGGAGCUGCUGUUUUCAGUGGCAGAGAGAGCUCUUCUGUAACAUUUCACUCUGGCCUGAAAAACAAGCCUUAGAACAAUGAUCUUGCCCCUUGUAUGGCUGGAGUUGAUGGCCAUUGUAGUUCAACACAUCUGGGGCACUAGGUUGAGGGUGGCCGAUUUGGCGCUGCAUGAACAAUCCUCAGACUGUGAGGAGAAGAUUGGAAGCACGUGCUUCCAUUUUUAACCAGCUUGUUAUAACUGAAUACAGAUAAAGUGGGAUCCAGGAAAAAAAAGCUAGGAUCAUAAUUCACAGUUUAGAAUCUUGGUUUGUUUCCCUAAACCAUAUUUAAGGCAUGCCACAGUUUCCAGUUCAAAUAUAAUCAUGGUUAAAUGGAAGUGAAAACGUCAGUUUUCUUGCAGCUGCAUCAGUAGAAGGGAAAGGAGUUUGGGAGAACACAAUCCCAGGGUUUGUUAUCCUGCUAAGGUAUAUUUGAACCAAGUUAUUACAGAUAAAAAUGGCACUGGUAAAACACUCCAUAAACAGGGACUAGUAUCUCCAUCUAUCUGUAUCUUAAUGGAACAGAUACAUAUUGCUGAUAUUUUUUUUCUGCUCACCACUGCUUUAACUUCUUACUCCUUUUUCCUUUCUCGUUUUUCUUUAAAUAAUUUCUGUGCAAAAUGGUUACUUAAUUGUUUGUAUAACAGUGUAUAUCUGACUGGCUUUUGUAUUUGCAUUCAUUGGAAGAUUUGUUGCUGCAGUUAGCAUUCCCAGUAUUGUAAGGUCAUGCUCAGCAGCCAGUGACUUGUUGACCAGAUCUGGUUUCCAGUCACCUGCGAGCUGGCCUGCCCCACCUUUCUUACUCGUUUUUGACCCCUUGGUCCUUCCCUCUUCUCCUUUAGGAGUGGGCAAGGUGGAAGUAAUACAGCUUGUACUUCACCUGGGCUAAUGUGGAAAGCACAUGGCAGUAUGGUGCAUUUAUUUUCUUUGCUGCUGCUUUCUCUGAAUGCUCUUGCAGACUCAAGGGAAACUUUAAUUUUUUAAAAUACAUGUCAGGGCAUAACUCCUUGAAAGCCACAGCCUCACAUGUGUCAGCCUUCGUGCCGAAUAUCAGGUGUGCAAUUGGGCUCUGGUUGCUAGAUGACAGGAGCAAAGUAUUCCGCAGAUGGUAAAGGCCCCAUGAACAAGCCUUAAGGCCUGUGGGACGGACAGACAGAUGAGGAACUUGGGUAAGCAGAGAAAGCUGGGAAGAGCUCAGGAGAUUACACUGGAAGAUGGACACAGACACAGCCCCAAGAGGGACUAUCCCACAUCUGUUCCUUCAGCACCCUCUGGCCACACGAGCCGUAAUCCUGGUACUGGGGCAGUGUGGUGUCCUGAAGCUGAGCAGCAGUGUGGAACCGUAAAACCUGUUUCUGGCCCUCAAGGUUGUGAAGACAAGAAAAUGAACAAGGAGUAGGAAGUGGGGGCUGAGCAAAAUCUCCAGUGGUUGAAGGCAGGACUUGUCCUCAAGACUCAACCUUCCUUCAUGUAAAGCUGCUCUACUUUUCCUGGAGCAAAACUUCAUUUAGCAUAGGAUGCACUUGGUCCUGUCAGCAUCUCCAGCUAGGAACUUUGACUGAAACUGAAGGAAAAUCAAGUGAUGGGAAAGUGCAAUUUCAAUAAUGCAAAUAAGCAAUUCUGACUUUUAAAAAUGAUUUCCUUCUGUGCUCCAUUACUUUUCCAAUUUUGCAAGGCAUCUGCUUUUGAGAGUAAAAAUGGCUAUACCUAAGGGAUCUGUCAGUAAGAGUAGAAAGCUGGGAACAGUUUGUAUCAUAUAGGAUUUCUGUUACCAACAUAAAUUAUGUAGAUAUAUUUGCAUAGAUUAUUUUGGAAAUUCUACUUUGGCUUGCAAUCUAAAGAGUUACGAAGGACAUGAACUCAAAAAUUUUCAUCAUUGCUCACAUUCAAGACAUUUUCUAGCUUUCUAGACUUUAAGGGAUAAAAUACAUUUUAUAAAUACUGCAAUAUUCUCCUGUUAGUGUUCUCUUCACUAUCAGUCCUGUUUGUCUUUUGCAGCUUCUUGCUGUGCCAACAUUUCUUUAUUCCUCUUGAGCAUCUUGACUGCAUAAUUGCCCUUUAGAAGUGUGCUAAACCUCCAGGAAAGCUAAUGUAUACAAAAUUGGUAGAACAUCAAAUCAACAGCUUCAAUAAAUAUGGAAGUCCCCUGCGUUUAACAAAAUGCUUCAGUUGGAGCUCUCCUCCAAUCCUACUCCACCCAAGUAGUCACAUUAUGUCAAAAAAGACUACAGUGUUAAAGCUUUGUGGCUUUCUAGUUUCACCUGGAUUUAAAAAAAGCAAACUAGCUGAAUCCAUAUAACCUGAUUUCAGGGAAAUGUAUACCAAAGUCCUAGAAGGAUUCUGGAACCUGUGAAAUCCAGAGCCUUGAAACCUAAGUGGUUUUUGGUGACUACCUUAGUAGACUUUGGAUCCAGACUGCAAGGUUCACUUGUGCAUCAAAUCGCUCAAUCCUGCCUCUCUUGGCCAAGCCAGAGAUCUGUUGUCUUGAUGCUGUACUCAUUGAGCUGGAGCCAAUCGGGCAAAUCCAGUUACUCGAUUGAAAGCCUAUAGAGUGGUUGACCUUAGGCUGUUGUGCAGAGAGCAUGAGAAUUAUGUAAGCUCUACUUUCAGGCCCAUCCCUAAAUGUUUUGCUUAAUAAAUCAGAAGUCAGUGUUUUCCCAACAAUUGGAUCGACAGGUGGCACUGGCCUUUUUCAGACGGGACCAAUUCCAUGUGUUAAUGUAAGAAGUACUUUGUCCAGUGGGAAUGGCAGCCUUGAUCAGUUUUGCUCUGAUGACAUGUAUUGAGAAGUGAAGGUGGGGAUUGCUUUCCCACUGUCUGUUAAUAGGAAUGAAAAUCGUUGGCAUUAGAAAAACUUAAUGGUUUUGUUGGUGAAGAGGACCCCAACAUCACAUGUGGAAAAAUGUAUGUAUGGGGAUGUAAUGGGCAGUUUGGGAGUUAGCUUAUCUGUAAGUACCUGUUCUCUGGACAACUUUUGUUUUGGAUUGCUUUAGGUUGCUCUGGAGGGCCUCUGUGUAUGUGUGUGCAUAUAUGUACUUUAGACAAGGCAUCCAUUGCUUUUUGGCCUUUUCAGCUAAGCAGUUCAUAAAAUGUCAAUAAUGCAUGCAAGCAAGAAUUUAUUAAAUAGCUCAGAACUUACUUGGAAACUUGAAAGCAUUUGAAAACUUAUGGGAAAAGACAUUUAGUUUAAGGACAAUUGGAUUUAGCAUAUAGUAUAUAUGAAAAUGGAUACUUAGGUGCACUUGCAUAAUAUUUCAAAGGUGGUUAGUUCUGGUGAACUUAAUUAAUACACAAAGUUUCCAAUGAAAAAUCUUGCAAAAUAUUGUGCAUUAAAUUAGAAACAGUAAAUUAAUAGGCAUGUCAUUCAACAAGAAUAAUGAAACAAUUACAGGUAAAUACAGAUGAUUUAUGCAUGCUAAACAAUCAUUUAUGAGUGGGCUAAAUAGUAAAAUCAGUAGCAAACCUAGAAAAUAGGUAAAAUAGAAAGUAAUUACCUAAGUAGGUAUGAUUAACAUAGUUUCCCAAAGCUGGGUUGUUCAUUAAAUUCUUGCUUGCAGCUUUUGAUUGAAAUUGGACUGAUGUAGACAAGCUACCCAAAAAGCACCUUUUUUGUGUAGGAUUCUACAUGGCCCAGGUUUUCUUUUAAAGAAUCCUUCACCUACCUGCUGACCCCUUGUCAGACAGCAUUCGUGUCCGUGUACUCGUAGGUUGCACACCCUUUAAACAAGACUGCAGAGAGCCCUACAUUCUUUGAUCUUUAAAGACUGGGUUUUCUGUGAUAGAGGCAGCUCCUUCGGAAACUGAAAGUUGCCAUCACCUCACAUCACUCGGGGAAAACCGAUUCUCUUCCCACAUCUUUGAAGAAAUGUGCUUCUGCUGAUGCGUGCGACUUUCAGCAAACUCCACAUUGCCUUCUCCCUAGCCCUGCUUUACUCAUUACAUGAAUAGCAUGGAAGCUAUCAAAUGCUUUUGUACAGUGUGUGGGCCCUAUGAAACCAUGUGAGGGGCAUACUUCAAUGGAUCCUCAAACCCGUGGAGUCCUCUCUGCCAUUGCCAUACAUUCAGAAUUGAAUGUUAUCAUCCAGCUCAGAGAAUCCUUUGGUAAGUAUCUGUUACAUUAAUUUGUCUUGCAUAGACUUGUUUUCUAGCAAAAUUCAUAUGCCUGGAAUAAUGUGUCAUCUGGGGAGGAGCUCUUCAGAGUAGGUGGGUGUGAAAUUCUAUACUGUUGGGAUUUCUUUUUAUAUAAUUUUGUAGUAUUUCCAAUCUUGUAUCUGUUGGAGAAAAAGCCUUGUUGCCUCUUAAGAUAACUGUCAGAACUUUGUCCAGAUGUGGAAUGACACCAUGACAUGUGGGUACUUCAAGGAAUGGCAUAUUCUGUUCUCAUAGAAUUCCCAGGUUUCUAGACGCUGAUGGUCAAACAUGGAAUGAUGGAGUCCAUCUCUCUGAUCCAGCCAACACAGCGUCAUGUAGAAAGGGUUUGCAAAAAACACUGGCACGGUUACAAGAAGAGGAUUAUGUAAACCAACUGGGUAAGGCAUACAGCAGUUUUUGCUGUACAGCCUCUGCAUAGAUUUAUUCCCUAAAACAAUGUCUAGCCAUAGGGUAAUGUAUACACUGCCUUCAGUUUCUCUAUGCAGGAAAAGGUAACAUGUGGUCACGCAGGUGUUUUGGCCUAGCACCCCAGUUGGCCCUCAUUGGCUAACCUGGCUAAGUCUGAUAGGAGCUGCAGGGCAAAACUUCUGGAGGGCUGCAAAUUCCCUACCCUUGACCUAAUGGAUCAUACCUGUUUGAAAUCUGAUGAACACCUUAGCCAUAACAACAUCUAUCUGGAUCUCCCCCGUAUGCCAUUAACUUUCAUUGCCAUGUAUGAACUCUGGUAUCUUGCCCCGUAUACAUCUAAUGACCCAUCUCUGGUCCCUCAGUUGAUCUCCCUUCUCACCCCAAAAUGAGACACCUGGUUUGAUUUUUUGCUGAAUGUACCAGCUGUUGUAUUUUAGUAGGUGUGUUUUUUAAGUAAAAAUAAAAUAAGAAAAAUCUUGCUCUUUAAAAUUCUUACAGUACUGAUGUCUUUUUUAAAAGAAAAGUGUUAAGGGGGGGAGAGAACAGUUUGUACUGUAAGAAGAUGGAACUAAGUGCAUUUUUGCACUGUUGACAAAAUGUGAUAUUCCAGAUAGAAGUUCUUGUGAAACAGGAAACAUUUUUUCUAAUAUUUAAAGUGUUUUUGUAGAUUAAAAAACUUUAAAAUGCCAAAAAAAUUAAACAUGUACCCGAUUUUCAGUUUCUAUUGCUAAAUGGGACAUGAAAAGCUAAGGAUCCCUUGGUUUCCUUAGAUGUCUUUCCUAUUUGCAACUAAGCUAGGGCUUCUGUCUCAAGUCUGAAUAGACUUAAAACUGUGGAUCUUCCCCUCACCCCCUUUUUCUUUUGUAUAAUAAAGUGCAAAAACAAA